Drosophila mauritiana is the source of this 1228-nucleotide messenger RNA. RefSeq lists its product as uncharacterized. NCBI's taxonomy places the organism in Eukaryota, Metazoa, Arthropoda, Insecta, Diptera, Drosophilidae. Bases 341 to 730 code for a protein of 129 amino acids. The transcript is spliced from 2 exons. The record is from RefSeq and is a predicted model, not a curated record.
UUUCAGUUUCACGAGAGACUUCCAACAGAAUACAUCGAAUUUCGGCGAGAGAUUCGCAACUCAGGAAGAAGAAGAAGGAAAACCUCUGCACCUCUGCGAGUUACCUCCACGCAAAAGUGCACCAAAAAGCGUUGUUAAAAAACAAAACAAAGUGAUUUUAAAAGCCAGGGUUCAUUGCACGCCCGAGCCAUUCGAGAGACAAAGUGAAACGACCUCGCACAACGCGCGCAAAGAGAGAGAAAGAAAGAAAAACACACACCCACAUUACAAACACAAUUCACAUCCCGUUGAUUGGCACUGCAGUUCGCAAAAAUAGUACCGAAACACUGCGCAGCACAACAUGGAUGUUUGGGGAUUCUGCGUCAGCGACACCACAAUGGCAUAUGGCGGGUCCAUGCGCAGCGGCUACUACCGCGACUACGAGGAGUUCCCCUAUGGCACCCUGGAGUCCACCACCUCCUCGCACGCGGUCAAGGACUGCUACAGUCGAGUGCAAGAAAAGUGCAAGCAGAUAAAGUCCGAGAAGCAGAUGCGCAAGGACUGCCCGUUCUGCAAGGAGCACAAGAAGCGGCCGCUCAUCAACUACAUGCGCAAGCGGGAGCAGCGGAAGCACCAUGACAGCAUCUGCGAGGACGAGGAGGACAUGCACGAGCACGAGCAUGAGCUGGAGCACACCCACAACCACAGCCAGACGACAGUCCUUGCCGCCCCGCAAAGCUGCAAGGUGUGAGUGGGAGCGGGACGACUCUACUGCGGACGCUGCCCGCAGCAUUCGCGAAAUGCCAUAUAUGUAUACAGAUGUGUAAUCUAACCAGAAGAAAGGAAACCUGAAAGAGUAAGAACAAAAACAAAAACAAAGAAAACCCGAGGAGAAAAGAGAAAAAGCUGUUAAAGACGAAGAUUGCGCGAGAGAGCGAGACAGCAGCCUGCAGCUACAAUAAUCCAAGGCAACUGUACCCCUAUUUUUGAAAUGGUUGCCCAGCAUUUCCGCGUCGCGAAUACACUACCAUUUACAAAAGCCAGAACCACUUGAUACCAAUUUACAACUAACCUUUUCCAUUAUCAACCACUUCGUUUUUACACCAACUUCGCAGUUAUGUACAACUACAAACGGCACUUUGUUUACCGACAAACAAUAGCGCACGACGAAAAAAUCAAGUAACGAAAACCUGCCCCGCUUGACCAACGCAUUUUUUGACCUUAGGCAAACGAGAACAUCGUAAAAAGC